AUGAAGAGGUCAGCAGCAGGAACCAGCAAGACCUUUAAGGCCAUGGGCGAGCUCAGCAAGGGCUUUGUGGAGGCUCUGAAGGCAGUUGUGGGGAGCUCCCAUGUGUCCACCGCUGUCGCCGUCCGCGAGCAGCAUGGUCACGACGAGUCCAUGCACAGGUGCCAACCUCCAGACGCCGUGGUGUGGCCCCAGAAUGUGGAGCAGGUCAGCCAGCUGGCCGCCCUGUGCUACAGCCAAGGAGUGCCCAUCAUCCCAUUUGGCACGGGCACUGGGCUUGAGGGUGGAGUCUGUGCGGUGCAGGGCGGUGUCUGCAUCAACCUGACCCACAUGGACAAAAUCCUGGAGCUGCAUCUGGAAGACUUCUCUGUGGUGGUGGAGCCAGGCGUCACCCACAAAGCUCUCAACACCCGUCUGCGGGACAGCGGCCUCUGGUUUCCUGUGGACCCAGGUGCAGAUGCCUCUCUCUGUGGCAUGGUGGCCACUGGGGCCUCGGGCACCAAUGCCGUGCGCUAUGGCACCAUGCGGGAGAAUGUGCUGAACCUGGAGGUGGUGCUGCCUGGCGGUGAGCUGCUUCAUACCGCAGGCCUAGGCCGUCAUUUCCGGAAGAGCGCAGCUGGCUACAACCUCACAGGGCUCUUUGUGGGCUCUGAGGGGACACUAGGACUCAUCACAGCUGCCACUCUGCGUCUGCAUCCUGCCCCUGAGGCCACAGUGGUCGCCACCUGUGCAUUCCCCAGUGUCCAGGCAGCCGUGGACAGCACUGUUCACAUCCUCCAGGCUGCGGUGCCCGUGGCCCGCAUUGAGUUUCUGGAUGACGUCACGAUGGAUGCCUGCAACAAGCACAGCCAGCUGAACUGCUCCGUGGCGCCCACUCUCUUCCUCGAGUUCCAUGGUUCUGAGCAGGUCCUGGCCGAGCAGCUACAGCGAGCAGAGGAGAUCACCCAGGACAAUGGAGCCUUCCACUUCUCGUCGGCCAAGGAGGCUGAGGAGCGCAGCCGGCUCUGGGCAGCGCGGCACAGUGCCUGGUAUGCAGUGCUGGCCCUGCGGCCGGGCUACAAGGGCUAUUCUACCGACGUGUGCGUGCCCAUCUCCCGGCUGCCAGAGAUCCUGGUGCAGACCAAGGAGGACCUGAAGGCCCAGGGACUCACAGGAGCCAUCCUUGGACACGUGGGUGAUGGCAAUUUCCACUGCCUCCUGCUGGUGGACCCAGAGGACCCCGAGGAGCUCCACAGGGUCAAGGCCUUUUCAGAACUGCUGGGCAGGCGGGCACUGGCACUCCAUGGGACAUGUACCGGGGAACAUGGCAUUGGGCUGGGCAAGCGCCAGCUGCUACAGGAGGAGGUAGGUGCCGUGGGCAUGGAGACCAUGCGGCGGCUGAAGGCCAUGCUGGAUCCCCGAGGCCUCAUGAACCCAGGCAAGGUGCUGUGA
Molecule: messenger RNA, 1428 nt
Organism: Puma concolor (puma)
Lineage: Eukaryota; Metazoa; Chordata; Mammalia; Carnivora; Felidae
Source: RefSeq, a predicted model, not a curated record